GUUUGUUCAAUAUAUAUAAUAUGCCGCACACGUGUUUAAUAAUGGAGGCUGGAGCAGUGGAGUUGUAAAAUAUAUUUUCAUUUUAUUAUUUAUAAAUAGUUAAAAAAUAAAGAAAUCUAUAGGAAUUAGUGCAGGUGUUUUUUUAAUAUUUUGAUAUAAUCUUAUUUACUUUUUAAAAGUAUAUCCAUGUCAAAUUGUGUAUUAAAUUUAAAUUCAAACUGUCUAUUUUUAUACAGUUGUAUAUAAUAUAAAAUUAAUACAAAGUUUUAUAUUUUAAGUUUAGACAAAGCAAAUAUGAUAUUAACCUAGAGAAGGCUGGAACUAAUGCUAAUGAAAGGCUGCAUAGCAUGGCCUUGGGUCAGGUAAAUAAUCUAUUAUAAUAAUAUAUUAAAGGUGAUCUACAGUCCGUAAUGUAAACAAAGCCUUUGUUUACAUUUUUGUGUCCAAAAUAUUGAGCUUUAUUCGAUAACUAUUUUUAUUUUCAAGCUUCUACAGUAUAAUAAAUGAUCAAGAAACAACAAUCAGGCUUUUCAAGAACUCAAAACAUAGUUAAAUUGUUUGCAUCAUAAAAAGUGGACUCAUUUGUGCACGUGCGCAGAUCGGACUGUAGAUCACCUUUAAAUAUUUUAAUCAUAAAGCUAUAGGCAAGUAUGGAUGCAGCAUGUAAAAGAUUAAAAACAAGUACGAUAUGGGGUUUCGUCCAACAACUUUAUUGCUUUUAAAAUAUUUAUAAAUAUGUAAACAUACAUUUGAAAAAAUUGGCAAAGGCGCGAACAGGACUGAAGUACCCAUGCGAGGUGCCUUCCCAAACAAAACUUUAAAAGUAACAUCGACCAACAUUAGACUAUAUAUUAAUAAAUUAUGUGUAAAGCCAAUUCUCAAUGACAAGGUCAGUCAUGGGGUAUGUUGCUGGUGAUGUUAAUAAACUUGGCAUCCGUUGUUGUAAUCUCUUAAUAACACCCUAACAUUUGCCCUAACCCUCACAACAAACACCCAUGAGUUAAUCAAAAUGGGUCAAAUGUGGGGAUACAGAUGUGGGCUAUUAUAAAACAACAUUACAAACCAUCCUUAAUUAAAUCCUGGCUGGUCCUUAAUUAAUCCAUUGAGCGCAAGAACUCUCCCCUCAAGUGAUGAGUUUAAUUGUCUGGCAUUAGCCAUUAGACAGAGUAAAAUAAUAAAAUAGGGCAAUAUACUUUAUACACUUAAUUAUAGUGUCUACUCCCAAGGGAAAUAGUUAAUUUUGUGUUCCGAGAGUGUCAGUGUUUUGCAAGAUAAAGUUGAGGGAAAUAUUGAGAUUCAAGGGGAAACAAAACUAUUUCCCGAGGGAACAGGCAUCAAGUGUUUGUGGUGUUACUCUGAGUGUGCAUCCAUACCGGGCAAGCUGAAAAGUUUGCCUGACCAUGGUGUGAAUUGAACCUGAGACCAUUUGGAUACUAGUCCAACGACGGUAAGGCAAACUUUUCAGCUUACCCGGUGUGGAGUAACAUCACAAACAUCAUAUUCACUUGAAUACAUAACAUCAACACACACAAAAAGGCAUUAAGCAGUGUUGUAACGAGUCACCUACAGGUCAAGUCACGAGUCGAGUCGAGUCACGAGUCGAGUCAUUUCAGUUUUUGAUCGAGUUGAGUCAGUGGCUUCACUCGAGUCGAGUCAGCGACUUCAUUCGAGUCAAGUCGAGUCACUGAUUUAAGUCAAGUCGAGUCAAUUUCUAGACUUGACUUGAGCUACCCUAGCUUGCAGUCAGAAAUUAGUAAUCAAAUUUGUGUUUUAAACUAAUUACUUUAGUCAUUUAAUAAUGUUCAGUAUGUGGGCAGCUAUGCCUAUAGGCUGUGCCAAUAUCACAGUUCCAGUCAAUAUUAAGUACAACCACAUGAGAUGUCUCAUCAUGCCUGUUGAUCGAGUGCAUACGUACAUACAGUACAACUAGCAAAACUUGCAACUGGAGUCAGAAUUAACAAAGAAACAAAGAAUAGACUUUAAUUAACAACGCUUUGUAAGUUAAUUUCAAAUUAUAUAGCCCUUCAUAAAUACCAAAAAUGAAAAUAGCCUGUCAGAAUUAGUAUAAGUACAAAAAAUUUUGAGACUCAAUUUUAAAAACUGUGGCACUAGCGUUGUUUCUAAAAACAGAAAUGUAAUAUAGGUAUGCCCGUCAGGAAUAUAUUCUAUGCAAAUCCCAUAUAUUUUCUGAUAAAGUUUCAAAGUUCUCAUUGUUUACAGGGUUCAUUGUUCUUCCCAAGCAAUGCAAUCACAAUAAUUGUGAUGAAUUUACUGUGUACAGGUUGUAGCUGAGUUGACUCGAGUCAUUUACGGCAAAAUCAGCAAGUCGAGUCCGAGUCGAGUCAUUUGGGGCUAUUGACUCGAGUCAUUUUUUGUAUUGGACUCGAGUCGAGUCGCUGAAAAUAGCGACUCAAGUUGACUCGAGUCAGAGUCAAUGACUCGACUCAUUACAGCACUGGCAUUAAGUGUUUUGUUAUAUGGCGACAAAAGAAAAAUCAACAACAUUCAUACAAUUGUAUUUCUUGACAAUGACUCUAUAAUGUAAAUAAUGAGUUUAAAAUUAAAAGAACCUACUCAUGCAAAUGGUUUCAGCAGCAUAACCUGUUGUCUGUCUGUAUAUUUUAGAUUCUUUAUUUUACACAAACUUGGAAAAUCAUAGUUGCAAGUUGUGGAUGGAUGCAUUCAGAGUAACAUCACAAAACAUCAUAUUCACCUGAGUACAUAACACCAACACACACAGACACAUAUAAUAUGUACAUAGCUGGUCAUGGCGGGCAACAUAUAUUUUUUCACUUGUUGCCUAGUGGGAUACAUUGCAUAUCUCUAAAGUUGUGUGAUCACAAAUCAGCCAAUCAUGUUUGACAUUCAGUCUAGCUAUAUAACAAUACUGUUUAUUCACUUUUCCCCCAAUGGCCUCAUUUCCAUGUUGCCUCAUUUAGCAUGGCAGGUGCAUGGACAUGAAGGUUAUAACGAUUUCGGAUUAACUCCAUGUUUUCUUCAAGAAUUUGCUCUUGAUCUUGAAUCCAAUCCACAAGCCUAUUCUUAACCCUAUUUUGCACAAAACAUGAGAAAAUAGCCACAUGAAAAGAAGACCAUUGGGGCAAGAGUGAAUAAACAGUACAGUCUAUCAAGUCCAUUUGGACUUUUUGACAACCAUCUUUCUCUACUUUAUUUAAAUAAUUUAAUGACUUAUUGAAAUAAAAUAACAUAUUUUUACACUAUUAAAAAUUGCUUUAUAUGUGUGGUAGAUAGUUAUAUAUUUGCAAUCACAUCAAUGAUGUAUUGUAAAAUAUCCUGGUAUUACACAGAGUAAAGUGGUCAAGAUUAAGUAGGGCCGGCUCAUUGAGGUUGUGAACUUAAUUUAAUCAACCUGAAAUACAGUAGUCGAGCCUAGAGAUAUCUUGUUCUAAAAGGCAAGGUAAUGAUUGACAAAAUUUGGAGUUACUUCAGAUAAUUAACUGCCUCUAUUAGAAAUCAUCUUUGUCUGAGAAAAUGUGAUUUAAAAAUGUUACUGGUUAUUCAGUGAUUCUUGUAUAUCAUUACGUACGUAAAAAACGUGUUUUUAUGUACACAAAUCAAGUACAAAAAAGGAGAAUUCUUUUAUAUUUCAAAUGUAUAUUAACUGGAAUUUUUAUUUUAGCAAGUCCAGCUUAGAGCAAUAGAGGGCAAAUUAAUAUUCUUUCGCUAUCUUUACCAUAGCUGCAUGCAAAUAUAGAUGAACAAUAUAAUUAUGUAAUAUACUUGAUGAUCUAUUAAAUAUUCAGCCGGCGCUGCGGUCUCUGAAUUAGUAUCUAAUACAUUCCAAUUUGUAGAGUGGCUAGACCUUGCUUCGUAGGCGACUGUAUUAUCUUUUCAUCAUCUUAUCAUACUAGGUAGCUUCUCUGAUAUAAAAUAAGUCUUUAAGUUUGAUGAAAUAUUAUUCAAAUCUGUUGCAACGCUUUCGUGCCGCUUGCAAUCUUCUCAGCGGAUGACGACACUUAAUUACCACGUAUAUGUAUGCAAAUUCGUUUCGAUAAUUAUAUAUAUAUAUACAUCAUUGCUUCACUUUGCUUUCAGAAUAGAGGAAAAAUAGGUUUAGAAUAAAAAUCUGUAUUGUUCAGUACAGGUGUACUUAAUAACGUGUAGACAAGGCGUAAUAUUAAUGUAUGUAUAUAGUAUGGCUAUGCAAUCAUAUGGAAACCGCUUGUUAAAUGAAUCUUGUUUUCUUCUUAGGAGUGCUUUAAGAUAUAGAACUAUACGAUGCAUUGCUAGAAACGAGUAUCCAUCUCCACACGCGAAUCAAGUUGUGAAGUUGCUCGAGGAUUACAAGUUUGGAUCAAAACACAUAAGCCUGGACGGGCAUGACUUGAGUAUUAGCGAUAUUCAUAGUUUGUUCACUGGCAAGUUUCAUUCAGCUAGUCUUACUGAUCAAGCUUGGGAAGCAAUUAAAAACAGUCAUGAGUAUCUAGAUCAGAAAAUGUCUGAGGGAAUAUGUGUCUACGGUAUAAACACGGGUUUUGGUGGCAGUGCUAACGUUCGGUAUCAGAAAGAUGUUGCUGUAAAUGCAACGUUGAUUACUCAUUUAAAUGCUGGUUUUGGUCAGCGGCUUCCCCUAGCUUUAGUUAAAGCUACAAUGUUAGCCCGAGCUAAUAGUAUUUCACUUGGUUACUCUGGUGUCCACAGUAAUGUUGUUGAGCUGUUAGUUGAGUUGCUAAAUAAUAAUAUCGUACCGUAUGUUCCUAAGCGAGGGUCAAUCAGUGCCAGUGGUGAUCUCAUGCCUACAUCUUAUAUUGCUGCCUGCCUUGAAGGAAGACCUAAUUGUAAGGUGAAUGCUAACGGGAUUGACACAAUUGCUCCUGUGGCUCUGAAAGAAGCGGGACUUUCUCCUGUUGUGUUUACUGGCAAAGAUGCUUUAGGUGUUAUAAAUGCCUCGUCAUUUGCAGCCGUUCUUGCUGCAGAAAUAUUGUAUAAAGGCAAUAUAGCUAUCUUGUUAACCCAAGCAGUUGUAGCUCUGACCGUUGAAGCAUUACAAGGUCGUUUAGAAUCAUUUCAUCCUCUGAUACAUCAAAAAUGUCUGCCACAUGUUGGACAGCAAGAAGUUGCUUCUAAUAUCUUGAACUUUCUUCAAGGUACAAAGAUGGCGAUCUCGCAACCCGAGAUUGAAAGAGGCUUAUGUGAAGGCGAAUUGCGUCAAGAUCGUUAUGGUCUGCGGACUUCUCCUCAAUGGCUAGGUCCCGUGUUAGAAACGGCAAUGGAAUCUAUAAGAAGAGUAAACAUAGAACUAAAUAGUGCUAAUGAUAAUCCAAUUAUAGAUUGUAAAGAUGAUGAAAUUUUGCAUUGUGGUAAUUUUCAAGGUACUUCGACUACGGUUGCUAUGGAUCAAUUUCGACAAAGUUUGCAACUUUGUGGAAAACUUCUCUUUGGUUUGAUGUCGGAAAUAAUAGACUGUAACAUGAACAAUGGACUGACUCCUAAUUUAUGUGGUGGCAAUCCUAACGUUGAUAUGGGUUUCAAGGGAACUGAGGUUGCCAUGGCAUCAUAUACAUCCGAAUUAGAUUUCCUUAACAGUCCAGUUUCUAAUCAUGUUCUUAAUGCAGAGAUCAGAAACCAAACCGUCAACUCGCUCGCUUUGAUUUCAGCACGCAUGUCUGAAGAUGCUCUUGAAAUUUUUCAAAUGCAACUCACCAAUAUAUUGCGGGCUUUGGUACAAGCUGUGGAACUACGUUGGGUUAAGACGCGAGUGGAGUCGACAAUUUCCGAGUUAUUACCGAAUGGUAGCACGUGCGUGAGUCAAGCUGUGUUAUUCAAACUUGUUCCAUGGUAUAAGUUCUUCAGUUGUCCACAAGAUGCCAUUAAUCAAGUGACUAACGAAGUUCCUGGCUCUGAUGUUGUUACUUUAAAGAGUCCUGGCUUUCUUGAGACGAUAGAGAGAGAAAUGGACACCUUAAGAGAUGGUUUGAAGUCUGGUGAAUUGGUGCAGCAUAUUGCGCAAGAUAUGGGGCAAGGUAAGAUGUAACCAAGCCUUGACACUACAACAUUAUACCUAAGAUGGAUCCCUGUGAGAUCCAGUUGUGAUGUUUGGAUUGGAGCGGAUGUUUUGUGAUAUACCUUUUGAUAAAUGAAAUUUUAGUUAACUUUUCUUAUUACCUUAGGGGCCGGUCAUUAUUUAUGCCCAACCUUAAAAUGCCCGCGCCGGACCAAAAACGACACAAACGAAUUCCAUUCAGUUGUCGAACAUGUCCUUUACCACUUCUGUGACAUGAGUUCGGUAACUGCGUGUGAAAGUUUUUGUAGUCUAAAAUUUCAUGUUAUCUGCACAGUCAUGUACUUUCUUAUUCGCCUCGUGGCAAAUCGGAAAACGGUCAAGAUUGUGACUCUGGUUGAUUUACAUUAUACAAUUACUUUAUGGUUUCCGUGUUUGGAUGGCCUGAUCCAAACACGCGGGAAUGUUGCGAGACUUAAGAAAAGCGCGCGAAACACGAGCCGAAGGCGAGUGAUUUUGCGCGCUUUUCUUAACUCGAGCAACAUUCCCAAAUGUUUGGAUCAGGCCAUCCAAACACGGAAACCAUAAAGUAAUUGUUUUAUAAAAUAAUAACAACACGAUAGUCUUCCGUGUUUGGAUGGCCUGAUCCAAACACGGGUUUCGACCAAUCAGAGUACGCGUUAUAUACAUGUUAUUUUAUAAAUUGUAUUGACAUAUGACUGUUGACAUUGCCUUCUAGUUUUCAAUAUUUGAAUGAGACAUGCUUUGGAAUUGAUCUUUUUAUUACCCAGCCCUUGAAUGGUUUUGUUUUUCGUUUAAACCCAACUUUUCUUCGGUGCCACCCACCCGAGCAGUUGCGAAAAUGCAAUUUAAAAAAAAUGCAGGUCCGCAAGUUCGAUUCCUACCAGACAGAGCCUGAAAUAAUUUUUAAAUUUGUCCGGCAAAACUUCCAAGCAAAAUGAAAUUUGACCGGAAAUUUUCAAAUUUGGUCGGAAAUUUUUUAGUUUAGUUUGAUCCCCUCCGUUGAGUAAAUUAUGUCAAGCAUGCAGUAAAUCACUCUACUUGUAAUAAACAGCCUAUUUAACUGUCCUGAUGAAGGGCCUUUGCUCGAAACGUCGAGGAAACGCAUUCUUUAUCUUCCAGGUCGUCAAAUUAACAACAAUGAAAGCAACCACUCUGACUCGUAACUCAUGCACUGUCACACAUUUAAGUUAACUAAACUUUGUUUAAAGCAUACUCUGAUCGAAGAAACUUUGAUAACAUUCCAGUUGAUUACUCUAUAGAAGACUAGUAUAGAUAAUCUAAGACUAUAGAUACUGCACGAGUUCACUGUGCUGAGCGCCGACCUGAUAAUUUAAAAAAAACAGAUUAUCUUUUUUUUCAACAUUUGUCCGGACGAAAUUUCCGAUCAUUUCAGCAUUUGGACGGAAAAACUGGAAUUUGGUCGGAAAACCGUCGACCGCCGGCCGUUAUUUCAGGCUCUGCCAGAGGGCCUAUAGUUGCAUUUGCAACUGCUGCCGGUAACUAGGUCUAAUAAAUGUAUGAAAUUUACACUCGAAAUUUCCAUCUACAAAACAUAUUAUCAUUACCCUCAGGGCUGAUGUUAUUUAUAUUUUAAAUUUUGUGCCGCCAUUAUCUCAUAUCAUUACCGGAGAACUAUUUUGCACACUAAGUGUUAAAAUGAAUAAAUAUACAUUUAUCGUUAGUCACAUUUCUGUACGAUCGUCUCCUAUAACGUUAUUGAGGAGACGCCGCAUAUACAGUACUGCCAAGAAAUAACUUGUCCCCGCGUCUGCCCGCGUCCUGCCUCCAGAGCGCCCGCGUCUUGCGUCCACUCUGCCCGCGUCCUGCCUCCAGAGCGCCCGCGUCCGGCCUCCACGACGCCCGCGUCUUGCGUCUGCACUGCCCGCGUCCUGCCUCCAAAGCGCCCGCGUCCGGCCUCUAGUUAAAAACUGCGUCCGCUUGGACGCAGUCGUCGUAACAUAAUCGGAAAAACGAACUAAUAUUUGCAUCAUACUCGUAGUUUGUCGUGAGAAUACAGAUCAAUGUCACUGAUCGGAGAAGCAAAGAAUAAAAAGUUGAAUCCGAAAUCGAGUUUCAUUUAACCUAAGCGUUACACUUAGUAUAACCAUUUUAUAAUGUUAUACGUUAUACUACAGUAAGCGUAGUGCUUUCACAAUGCAAUCACACGUACUUGAGUGGCGAUUGAAGCGUAUAUGACUGUAUAUUGGAGCGUAAAAUAGACAUAAACUAUAUAUAAAUAUAAUGUAGCCACAUAUACUAAACUCAGUGAGAUCACGGCUACAACGAGUAUAUAUCUCGCAACACAUUCAUUUGCUACUCAAAUUCAGACUUACCUCGUAGAAGAUUGCCGAUUAGUUGAUAUGCAAUUCUGUAUUCUCCGUAACUCGUCAGUAUAUUAAAACGAAGAUGCUCAUUUACAAUAUAUAUACAGUGCUUUUGAUUUUUCAUAUAAAAUACCAUUACUACGAGCCACUAUAUAAUUUUAUUUACAGCAACAAGUUUGUGUUGUUUUUCCAAAUGCACAUGGUGAUAUGUCAUAUAAAUUGCCAAUUACCAUAUAAUAGUAGUACUGUAAGGAACCGAAAAUGAUGUCGAAUUAUUAUUCGCUAUUUAAUCCUUGGAGGAAUUGAUUAUUAAUUUUUAGUUGAAGUUAUUCCUUCAUUUCUUCAUUUGUAAUUUGUAUAUGGUGAUUACAUACUCUACCAGUGACGAAACUAGCCAUGGUAACUGGUCAUGCUAUGCUAAUAAACCUGCAUCGAAAUAGGUUAAAAACAAUACAUUUCUAAAGUUUUGAAUAAUGCAAAUCAUUGAACAUUUGCAUAGCGCGAACUGUUGCUAUGCACUGUUCUCUACAAUUAAAUCAAUCUUAUAUAAUCAAUUUAAUAAUAUAUUUUAUAUUUAAGUGCCGGACAAGCUGUGUGUAUGGUAAUGUGUAUUAUAUACAUUUCUGAUUCAAUAUUUUGUUCAGGUACCAAGCUGCUUUACCUAUUUGUGCGAGAGACACUGAGUAUUCGUUUCAAUGAUGGUGAAGAAACAUUGGAUACCAGCUUACAGUCUAUAUACGAUGCUACGAAAGAUGGUCGUCUGGAUGACAUAGUACUAGCACUGGCAUAUCUUACUAAAGACUAUUUAAUUGAACAGGAGAGUGUCAUGUGAUUUAAUCUAAUGUUUUCACGUUGACUCAAGUUAGCAUUUUAACACUAUAUUUACAAAUGUAUUUAAUUUUAGAAACGUUAUAUGUAGUUAUAUCCACCUUGUAUGUAGAUGGUAAAAGUGUUGCCUAAAGAUGGGGCUAAAUCUGUUCGGCGGAUGUGCGGUUUGUUUAAAUUCUGAGCGCACUAUAUUCAUAAAAUAUGAUGUACUGUACUUAGUUAAUAUCUAACAUCGUUCUGGUUCGCUAUGCUUUUAUUUUAAAUGAAUAUAGAUUAGAGUUUCAAUUUAGAAGAUGCCGAAACAACGCGAAAUUUGGAUAUUCUUUGCAUCAGAGGGCCCUCACAUAGCACAUGCGCAGAACAGCCUUGACCCAGUCUUUAAUUAAGAGGUUGAAAAUGUUUUUAAUCAUAAGCGUUUCUGAACAGCAGAUUGAGGUGAACGAAGAAAUGUUGACAAUUGAAGCAAAAGAGAACUGAAGUUUAUCUCUCAAGUUUAUUUAUUUUCCACUAAAUACAGUACAAUUCUAGUACAUAUAAUGAGAAUAAUUAUUAACAUUAUUUUAUCACACUGAUAACUGUCAGUUGACCAUCAUAGCUGCUGCACGUUUGUGUUGUAUGUAAAGUUGAAGAAAUGGAAAAUUGCUGUAAUCUGCAACAAAAGUUGGUUAUUUUCAACCUAUGGUUUCAACGCAUAUUAGUUCACAUUGUGCACGCAUUCUUGAAACUUAUUCGAGAACAAAUUGGAUGAUAAACCCGUGUUUAAAUGAGCUUUUGUUGAAAGUUACAGCAAUUUCGUCUUUACUUGAAACUAUUUAUUGGAAAAUCUCAUUCUAAUAUAAGAUCAUCAUUCCUCGACUCAAGCUGUUUUAGGCUGGAAUU
Molecule: messenger RNA, 10017 nt
Organism: Paramuricea clavata
Lineage: Eukaryota; Metazoa; Cnidaria; Anthozoa; Malacalcyonacea; Plexauridae
Source: the annotation of a GenBank genome assembly